AUGGGAAUCAGACCUCGGACAAGAAGAGAUCAAUGUAUCUAUCUCUCAUCAUUAUCUAUCUCUCUCUCUCAUCAUUAUAUAUCUAUCUGUUUCUCUCUCAUCAUUAUCUAUUUCUCAUUGUUAUUUAUCUCUCAUCAUUAUCUAUUUUUCAUCAUUAUCUAUCUUUCUUUCUCUCAUCAUUAUCUAUUUCUCAUCAUUAUGUCUCUCUCUCUCAUCAUUAUCUAUUUCUCAUCAUUAUGUCUCUCUCUUUCUCAUCAUUAUGUCUCUCUCUCGUCAUUAUCUAUUUCUCAUCAUUAUGUCUCUCUCUCUCAUCAUUAUCUAUUUCUCAUCAUUAUGUCUCUCUCUCUCUCAUCAUUAUGUCUCUCUCUCUCAUCAUUAUCUAUUUCUCAUCAUUAUGUCUCUCUCUCUCUCAUCAUUAUCUAUUUCUCAUCAUUAUGUCUCUCUCUCUCUCUCAUCAUUAUGUCUCUCAUUCAUCAUUAUCUAUUUCUCAUCAUUAUGUCUCUCUCUCUCAUCAUUAUCUAUUUCUCAUCAUUAUGUCUCUCUCUCUCUCUCUCUCAUCAUUAUGUCUCUCUCUCGUCAUUAUCUAUUUCUCAUCAUUAUGUCUCUCUCCCUCAUCAUUAUCUAUUUCUCAUCAUUAUGUCUCUCUCUCUCAUCAUUAUCUAUUUCUCAUCAUUAUGUCUCUCUCUCUCUCAUCAUUAUGUCUCUCUCUCAUCAUUAUCUAUUUUUCAUCAUUAUGUCUCUCUCUCUCAUCAUUAUCUAUUUCUCAUCAUUAUAUCUCUCUCUCUCUCUCAUCAUUAUGUCUCUCUCUCUCAUCAUUAUCUAUUUCUCAUCAUUAUGUCUCUCUCUCAUCAUUAUCUAUUUCUCAUCAUUAUGUCUCUCUCUCUCAUCAUUAUCUAUUUCUCAUCAUUAUGUCUCUCUCUCUCUCAUCAUUAUGUCUCCCUCUCAUCAUUAUCUAUUUCUCAUCAUUAUGUCUCUCUCUCUCUCUCAUCAUUAUGUCUCUCUCUCUCAUCAUUAUCUAUUUCUCAUCAUUAUGUCUCUCUCUCUCUCUCAUCAUUAUGUCUCUCUCUCGUCAUUAUCUAUUUCUCAUCAUUAUGUCUCUCUCUCUCAUCAUUAUCUAUUUCUCAUCAUUAUGUCUCUCUCUCUCUCUUCAUUAUGUCUCUCUCUCAUCAUUAUCUAUUUCUCAUCAUUAUGUCUCUCUCUCUCAUCAUUAUCUAUUUCUCAUCAUUAUGUCUCUCUCUCUCUCUCAUCAUUAUCUAUUUCUCAUCAUUAUCUAUUUCUCAUCAUUAUGUCUCUCUCUCUCAUCAUUAUCUAUUUUUCAUCAUUAUGUCUCUCUCUCUCAUCAUUAUCUAUUUCUCAUCAUUAUGUCUCUCUCUCUCAUCAUUAUCUAUUUCUCAUCAUUAUGUCUCUCUCUCUCUCUCAUCAUUACGUCUCUCUCUCGUCAUUAUCUAUUUUUCAUCAUUAUGUCUCUCUCUCUCAUCAUUAUCUAUUUCUCAUCAUUAUGUCUCUCUCUCUCAUCAUUAUCUAUUUCUCAUCAUUAUGUCUCUCUCUCUCAUCAUUAUCUAUUUCUCAUCAUUAUGUCUCUCUCUCUCUCUCAUCAUUAUGUCUCCCUCUCGUCAUUAUCUAUUUCUCAUCAUUAUGUCUCUCUCUCUCUCUCUCAUCAUUAUGUCUCUCUCUCGUCAUUAUCUAUUUCUCAUCAUUAUGUCUCUCUCUCUCUCUCAUCAUUAUGUCUCCCUCUCUCAUCAUUAUCUAUUUCUCAUCAUGUCUCUCCCCAAUAUUUAUUUCUCAUUAUUAUCUAUCUAUCUAUAUCCCAUCCUUAUGUAUAUCUCUCCCAUGAUUAUCUAUCAUCAUUAUCUAUCUCUCAUUAAUAUCUAUAUCUCUCCCAUCAUUAUCUAUCUAUCUUUCUCUCUCAUCAUUAUCCAUCUAUUUAUUUAUAUCAUUAUCUACCUAUAUCCCAUCAUCAUCUAUAUCUAUUUAAAGAUAUGUAGACAUAAAUAUCACUAUCUAUUUAUCUAUCUAUCUAUCUAUCUAUCUGUGCGAUAG
This is a messenger RNA of Acanthosepion pharaonis, 2040 nucleotides long. NCBI's taxonomy places the organism in Eukaryota, Metazoa, Mollusca, Cephalopoda, Sepiida, Sepiidae. The record is from the annotation of a GenBank genome assembly.